Messenger RNA from Clupea harengus (Atlantic herring), 3924 nucleotides. RefSeq names its product growth differentiation factor 10b (gene gdf10b). The transcript has 3 exons. Gene Ontology annotation, cellular component: extracellular region. Gene Ontology annotation, biological process: positive regulation of osteoblast differentiation. NCBI's taxonomy places the organism in Eukaryota, Metazoa, Chordata, Actinopteri, Clupeiformes, Clupeidae. The coding region runs from base 1 to 1560 and encodes 519 amino acids. The record is from RefSeq and is a predicted model, not a curated record. Gene Ontology annotation, molecular function: growth factor activity; cytokine activity.
AUGGCGGUCACGUACCUGUGCGCGCUGCAUUUACUUUUCUAUCUCAGCUUGCGGAGAUCAUGCGCCGUGGUGGACGCGUCACCGCCGGAGGACAGAGAGACACUCGGUUCAGCCCGCGAACGCAUCUUUGACCGCGCGGCGUUUGACAGGGACUCGCAGGAUAUUGUCACCUUAAAUAUGUACAGAAUUUAUGAUAAAUAUACUAAAGAGCAUCGCCAACGGGACGGGAAUACCGUGAGGAGUUUCAAGGCUGUUCCAGAAGAUUUCCACAUAACUGUUUUUAAAAUAUUUUGCCCUGCAGUGUUCUCCAACAACAAGGUCUUGUUCCAAUUUAACCUGACCUCCAUCCCAGAGGCAGAGGUCGUCGUCGCGGCAACGCUUCACUUCCUGGAGCCACCUCGUUUGCGCCGGCCCUGGAGCUGCCGCCGCCCCCGUGGCCCAUCCUGCCGCCCCCCCCCUGCGGUGCCCCCUCCUCCUGCUGGGCGCCUGGUGCUGAGGGGGGGGUCGUCCUCUGCCACACGCCUCGCCACCCUGCCGCUGCCCCCCCACCGCCGCACCGGCUGGCUCCUGCGGAACGUCUCCUCUCCCGUCCGACAGGCCCGCGCUGCCGGCCACCUGCUCCUCACCGCAGAGUUCGAGCCCGACGCCGCCGCCGAGCGGCACCACCAGCAGCAGCGGCGCCUGGACUGGGCCGUAGGGUCCGGGUCGUCGGGAGACGGGUCAGGGCUGGCGCUGCCGUACCUGCUGGUGUACACUGACGAUCGGGGCAUCGGUGAGCCCAACAGCGUGGCUGCCACCCUGCAGCGGUACGGCCCGUUCCCCGGCGCAGAGGAGCAGCAGAGCCAGAACCUGGGACAUAACCACAACCUGGGACAGGACCGAAACCUGGGGCAGAACCGGCCAAGACGGGAGGCGGAACACCUUCGGAACAACCUGCUGCCUGACCUCCACCACACGGAACCCAAGAACAGGGAACUCUGGGAAAACACCUACUUCCCUUUCAAACCGAAAUUCGCCAGCCGAGACACACACCACACACACUCUCACACGCAUGCGGGUCGAGACUCACACGUCACACACAUGGGUCGAGACUCACACGGCACACACUCUCACACACUUGACGGUGUAGACGCUGUGAGCCCCCCUCAGGGGGGCGUGGAGGAGGAGGGGGGGGGGUCUCGGGUGCUGAAGUUCGACGAGCGGACGAUGAAGAAGGCGCGCCGGCGGCAGGGGAACGAGCCACGCGUGUGCUCCCGCCGCUACCUCAGGGUCGAUUUCGCCGACAUCGGCUGGAGCGAGUGGGUCCUCGCCCCCAAGGCCUUCGAGGCAUUCUACUGUGCUGGAACGUGCAGGUUCCCUAUUCCCAAGGUGGUUCGCCCCUCUAACCACGCCACCAUCCAGAGCAUCGUCAAGGCGGUCGGAAUCAUUCCCGGCAUUCCGGAGCCCUGCUGUGUUCCGGAUAAGAUGAGCUCACUGCCGGUCCUGUACCUGGAGCCGGAGCGGAACCUCGUUCUGAAGGUUUACCCCGGAAUGUCUGUGGAUACCUGUGCCUGCCGGUGAGGUCAGGGAACCAGCAGUCUGUCUCUCUCUCACACACACACACACACACCUGUGCCUGCCGGUGAGGUCCGGGACCAGCAGUCUGUCUCUCUCUCACACACACACACACACACACACACACCUGUGCCUGCCGGUGAGGUCAGGGACCAGCAGGACUCUCAGCAGAGCUGGAAAAGACUUCAACUCCCCCACAAGACUACCGGGACCCACUCAAGAUCAUGAGAAAAGAACAAGCAGUCUGUCUCUCUCUCUCACACACACACACACACACACACACACACACACCUGCUCAAGUUCAUGAGAAAGGAAUGAACAGUCUGUCUCAUGCAGAGACACACACAUGCACACAAACUCUCCCUCUCACACACUCGGGCACAUACACACUCACACACACAGGGACUCUCCCUCUCACACACUCAGACAUACACACUCAGACAUACACACAGUGACUCCUAUAAUGGACCUACAAUAUGAUUCUAUGAAUGCUCAAGAGAGCAGAAGUGAAAGUUGUUCUCCAUGUUUCUAAGCCUCAAAUUCACUCAGUUCCACAGUUGUUAAUGAACGGUGUGAUGUUACACUGAAACGUGUCCUGGGUUGGAAGUCAUUUAAGAGAGAUCUGUGUGGUCCGUGCAGAUUAGCUCAUAGACCAUUUCAGACAUGUGAAUACAAACGCAUAGAAAUACGAGAGUAGCUCUUCAUUCAGACACGUGAAUAGAAAAACUCAUAGAAAUAUUUUCCUGGCAGAACCUUAUUUUUUGCAAAUAAAUGAUCUGUAGGUCUCAUAGUAAGCUAACCCUAUGGAAUGGUCCAGCCUAGUUAGUUUAUGUAAAAAAGUGUCAGUUGCUGUGAACUUAAAGAUUGGCCAAUACUGCAUGCCUAUAGCUGUCCCUCAGAGAUGAGCUAGUGCUGCCACCUGCUGCCCAUUAGGUGGAAGUGAUCUUAAUUGUCUGAGGAAUGGGUGAACUCUCCAUGAUUUAAACAGUAAACAUAUGGACAUUCAGUCAACACAUCUCCUCAAUAGUCCUCCCUCAGGUCCUCUCUCUGGGUCAGGGCUAGUAGGGGAGCUCCUCUAUAGUCCUCUCUCAGGUCCUCUCUCGGGGUCAGGGCUAUAAGGGGAGCUCCUCUAUAGUCCUCUCUCAGGUCCUCUCUCGGGGUCAGGGCUAUUAGGUGAGCUCCUCCAUAGUCCUCCCUCAGGUCCUCUCUCGGGUCAGGGCUAUUAGGGGAGCCUCUCUAUAGUCCUCUCUCAGGUCCUCUCUCGGGGUCAGGGCUAUUAGGUGUGUUUGGGUAUUCAAUCAGUUUUAUGAUUUCUGCUCAGACAAAGUACCAGUACGUUAGCAAAACAUAUCUCAGAGUUGUGCACAUAUAUAUAUACAUAUAUAUAUAUAUGAGCUAUAUAUUUGUAUUCAAUGUACAUAACCGUAACCCAUAUGCAUGUAUUAUACUGUCUUUACAUGCAUUAUUUGCUUUGCAGAUUAUUUCCUGUAACUUGAAUAUAUUUAGUUUCUGUGUGGUGCCUUUUUAGACCACACACAUGUUGAUGUGAUAUUCCACUAUUUAAGUGCUAAUUAGCUAAAGUUUUAACUGUGUUCUCCUCUUUAAGUGCUAAUUAGCUAAAGUAUGACCAGUGUUCUCCUCUUUAAGUGCUAAUUAGCUAAAGUAUUAACAGUGUUCUCCUGUUUAAGUGCUAAUUAGCUAAAGUAUUAACAGUGUUCUCCUGUUUAAGUGCUAAUUAGCUAAAGUAUUAACAGUGUUCUCCUGUUUAUAUGCUAAUUAGCUAAAAUAUGAACUGUGUUCUCCUGUUCCUGUUCCUGUUCGGUUCUCCCUCAGGCUAUAGGUAUUUAACAACAAACAAGUCAGAAACUCACUAUCUGCUGUACUGCAGUGUACAUUUGAGAACUGGAACCUCUAACACAACACUCUGACAUCGCUGUGGUUCCUCAGGAGAUAUCACGAGUUCUACAGUCUUGCCCAUAUUAAUCAGGAGAUAGCACGAGUUCUAAAGGCCUGCCCAUAUUAAUCAGGAGAUAUGUGAAUAUAUCGUCAUCUUCAGUCCUGCCCAUUAAUCAGAGUACAGUAUGUGAAUAUAAUGUCAUCUUCAGUCCUGCCCAUAUUAACCAGAGUACAGUAUGUGAAUAUAAUGUCAUCUUCAGUCCUGCCCAUAUUAACCAGAGUACAGUAUGUGAAUAUAAUGUCAUCUUCAGUUCUGCCCAUAUUAACCAGAGUACAGUAUGUGAAUAUAAUGUCAUCUUCAGUUCUGCCCAUAUUAACCAGAGUAUGUGAAUAUAUUGGCAUCUUCAUUCUUUCCCCUGUUUGUUUGCAGAUGUUAGUCAAGUAGUGACCGAAUAAAUCAUUCACUAAAAACAG